Pelobates fuscus (common spadefoot toad) is the source of this 2232-nucleotide messenger RNA. RefSeq names its product hydroperoxide isomerase ALOXE3-like. The transcript has 14 exons. The coding region runs from base 33 to 2030 and encodes 665 amino acids. Gene Ontology annotation, biological process: linoleic acid metabolic process; arachidonate metabolic process; lipid oxidation. NCBI's taxonomy places the organism in Eukaryota, Metazoa, Chordata, Amphibia, Anura, Pelobatidae. The record is from RefSeq and is a predicted model, not a curated record. Gene Ontology annotation, molecular function: iron ion binding; oxidoreductase activity, acting on single donors with incorporation of molecular oxygen, incorporation of two atoms of oxygen; protein binding.
AGGACAGAUUUGAAGAACGGUUGCCACUAGCCAUGAUAACAUACCAAGUACUGGUAGCCACUGGAGAGCAGAUAGGCUCUGGCAGCACUGAUAUCAUCUCUAUAGCUCUUAUAGGGGUUAAUGGAGAAAGUCCUAAACAGCUUCUGGGAGAGAAAUUCCAUGCUAAAUCUGUAACUAAAUUUGAUAUUGGCAGCCCAAGAGAACUUGGAGAAAUCCUACUGGUUCGUCUGUACAAGGAGAAGUCUGGCCCAAAAGAGAACCCAUGGUGCUGCCAGUAUAUUGAUGUGAUCAGUCCCAAUGGGAAGAGCAGUAGAUUCCCUUACUACCUGUGGGUUACUGGAUAUACAAACAUAGAAAUUCCAGAAGGGAAAGGGAUAAUUUUGACUGGAGAUGUGAACCCACUCCUUGUACAGCAGAGAAAAGUCGAGCUGGAUAGGAAUAGAGCAAUCUAUAGGUGGAAGGUCUAUGCAGAAAGUGCCCCUCACUGUAUUGAUGCUGAAUCUUCCAAAGAUCUUCCUCGUGAUGCAAAAUACUCCUUCCAGAAAUACGCCAAUUUCGGAUUCUCUGUGGUUGCAACGGGAUUAGAACUGCAGCUCAGAGGCUUUCUCCAAUCCAAAGACCCUUGGACUGAUCUAAAUGAUAUCCAUAAGGUUUUCCUGUACCAAAAGACCCAUAACUCUGUACUGGUGACCCAGAUGUGGCAGGAGGACACUUUCUUUGGCUACCAAUAUUUGAAUGGAGUAUGCCCUGUGAUAUUACAAAAAUGUACCAAAAUUCCUGACCACUUCCCAGUGGUUCAAGAGAUGGUGGCUGCCUCUCUGGGGACAACCACAAACCUCCAGAAGGAAUUGGAGAGUGGUAAUGUCUUUCUGGCUGACUACAAGAUUCUGGAUGGAGUCCCUGCAAAUGUAAUUAAUGGCAAGCAGCAAUACCUCACUGCUCCUCUAUGCCUCCUGUGGAAAAACCCUCUGGAUCAUCUCCUCCCAAUAGCCAUCCAGUUGGGACAAGUCCCAGGACCCCAAAACCCAAUCUUCCUUCCCAAUGAUUCAAAAUGGGACUGGACCCUUGCUAAAAUGUGGGUGCGCAAUGCAGAAUUUCAGGUGCACCAGGCUGGACCUCAUCUGCUCUGCACCCACCUGUUUGCUGAGGUCUUUAGCAUUGCGACCUCCAGACAACUUCCAAUUGGACAUCCAGUUUACAAGCUUCUUGUUCCUCAUUUCCGUUAUACUUUGGAAAUCAAUACCCUUGCCAGAAGUGAGCUUCUAGGACCUGGAGGCAUUUUUGAUCAGUCUAAUGUAACAGGAAAUGGCGGUGUACCUGUCCUGCUUAGAAAAGCAUUGGGAGAUGUUACCUAUAGUGCCCUGUGUCUCCCUGACAAUAUCAAAGCCAGAGGAGUGGCUUCUAUUCCAAAUUACUACUAUAGAGAAGAUGGCAUGAAGGUCUGGAAGGCUGUGGAGAGGCUGGUGUCAAGCAUUGUCAAUUACUAUUACAAGAGUGAUGAAAUGGUCACUAAAGAUCCUGAACUUCAAGCUUGGGCAGCAGAAGUCUUCAAGGAAGGAUUCUUGGAGCGUAAAUCAUCUGGAAUUCCAUCUUCUCUGGGGACCCGGGAUGAGCUCAUGAAGUACUUGACCAUGGUGAUCUUCACGUGUUCUGGGCAGCAUGCUGCUGUCAACAGUGGCCAGUUUGACUUUUAUGGUUGGAUGCCCAACGGUCCCUCAUCUAUGAGGAAGCCACCUCCUUCUGGGAAAGGGGCAACUUAUCAAACCAUCUUGGAUACCUUACCAGAAGUCAAUACAACUACCCUGGCCAUGGCCACUGUGUGGCUCCUCAGCCAUGAACCAGAGGACAAGAGGCCCCUAGGAAAUUACACCAAUGAGAGAUUCACAGAAGAGAAACCACGGCAACACGUUAAGGAAUUCCAACAUGAGCUGGAUCAGAUCUCAAAGGAGAUCAAAGCAAGGAACCAGAAUGUGAAGCUGCAGUACCUGUAUCUGGACCCAAAGCGUAUUGAGAGCAGUGUGUCCAUUUAAUGGCAGCAGCCCUCUACCUGGGCAUGCAACAUCUAUACCAACAAGGCAGCAAACCCAACAUGGCUGGCAGGCACUUUCAAAAUGUCUGCCUUGGGAAAUCAAUGGGACUGGUCCCUCUUUGGCUCUAAUUGGAUCUUGUGUAUCUCUAGACUAGCAUAAUCUGUUAUGGAUGCCUUCAGAUAUACCUGUUUGGGAUGUAAGU